CUUUGCCAGGGUUUCUGUCAUUUAAUAAUAAUAAUAUUAUUGUUUUCAAAGAGAAGAAUUUGACAAGAGAAAAUUUGCAGGGAAACGAAGGAGAAGGAAGACUUGUGAAGAAAAGUCUUCAUUAAGAGUGGCCAUAAAUGAAGAAAAUUCAUACUCUUUUCACUCCCUUUCUUUUCUCUCUUUAAGUUUUUGCUACGGUUUUGUUUCUUCUCGGAACUUACAAGGAAACAAGAACACUAGUAUGUGUUUUGAUUGCUCUAAAUCUUAACUACUUGAGAAAUUGAGUGGAGUAAAUUGAAAGGGUUUCUUCAAAAGUAUGGGGAAUUGUAUGGGAUCUCCUGUUGUUAAUAGAAGUCCAAGUUCUACUGGAAUUUCAACAACAACAGGAGCAUCAAAGAACAAUAGUAAUGAAAAUGGGUUUUCUGGGAGUACUGGUGGAAACAGUAAAUAUUCAGCAAGUGGAAGUUUAGAUGAAGUUUUCCCAGAUGGCCAAAUCUUACCAACCCCAAGCCUUAAAGUAUUUACUUUUGCUGAAUUGAAAGCAGCGACUAGGAAUUUCAAACCUGAUACUGUUUUAGGUGAAGGAGGUUUUGGGAAGGUUUUUAAAGGUUAUCUUGAUGAGAAAACUCAUGCUCCUUCUAAAAUUGGUAGUGGAAUGAUUGUUGCUGUUAAGAAAUUGAAUUCAGAAAGUAUGCAAGGAUUUGAAGAAUGGCAGUCUGAGGUGAACUUCUUGGGAAGGCUUUAUCAUCCUAACUUGGUGAAGCUCCUUGGGUAUUGCUGGGAGGAUAAAGAGCUGUUACUCGUUUACGAAUUCAUGCAGAAAGGAAGUUUGGAAAACCACCUGUUCCGAAGGAUGAUUUCAACUGUACAACCACUUUCAUGGAGCAUAAGACUCAAGAUAGCUAUGGGUGCUGCUAAAGGUCUUGCAUUCUUACACUCGUCCGAAAAGAAAAUCAUUUACAGGGACUUCAAGGCUUCAAAUAUCCUAUUGGACGGGCAUUUCAAUGCAAAGUUAUCCGACUUUGGGUUGGCUAAAAAUGGUCCUUUGGCUGGUGAUUCACACGUGACAACUAGGGUCAUGGGCACAUACGGCUAUGCAGCUCCUGAGUAUGUCGCCACAGGUCAUUUGUAUGUGAAGAGUGAUGUAUACGGAUUUGGAGUUGUAUUACUAGAAAUGUUGACAGGUUUAAGAGCACUUGAUUCAAACCGACCAAGUGGGCAGCAUAACUUGGUGGAUUGGUUAAAACCAUCUCUAUCAGAUCGAAGAAAGCUCGUUAGGAUAAUGGACCAACGAUUGGAAGGUCAGUAUCCUUUGAAAGGUGCAGCACUGGCAGCUCAACUCAGUCUUAAAUGUCUUGCUCCAGAACCUAAGAACCGACCUGGGAUGAAAGAAGUUGUGGAAUCUUUAGAACAAAUUCAAGCCAUCAAGUUCAUUCCCAAGGAGUCUUAUCGGCCUGCCACUCCUCCACAGCCUACACGCCGUCCAGGUCAACACUCCUCUCAUAAUCGUUCACCUCUUCAUCCAGCUUAUGGUGGUCCUGGUGCUAAUAAACCUCAUGGUUAUCCACGAUCACCUACUGCUGUCCGUUGACGCAGGCGAGAGAGUUUCACAAAUUUGCGUCCCUGAUUAUUUCCUCUGGAGGGCUUCACAAAUUUGCUUCCCUGAUUAUUUCCUUCUAUCAAUUCUUCCACGUAAUUAUUACCACUAUAAAUUUUUUCUCCUCCUAAUGUUGUAUUUUAUGUGAAGUAGAAUGUUGUUUUUUUGUGUGUUUAUGAUUCAUAAACACAGAAUUGUAUGUUCCUUGUAAUGUAAUCAUUCUGAGUGUAACAAAUCUCAUAAACCAUUGUAAUACUAAAUGUAGUAGUAUGUUUGUUGUCUUAGCCUA
Messenger RNA from Papaver somniferum (opium poppy), 1886 nucleotides. RefSeq names its product probable serine/threonine-protein kinase PIX13. Gene Ontology annotation, molecular function: protein kinase activity; ATP binding. Bases 317 to 1591 code for a protein of 424 amino acids. The record is from RefSeq and is a predicted model, not a curated record. Gene Ontology annotation, biological process: protein phosphorylation. NCBI's taxonomy places the organism in Eukaryota, Viridiplantae, Streptophyta, Magnoliopsida, Ranunculales, Papaveraceae. The transcript is spliced from 6 exons.